GCGACAGCGGCAGGGAAGAGCCACGGAGCUCCCGCUGGAGCCCGGAGCUGCCCCCCGGGCCGGUGCCAUGGCACUGCCGCUGCUGCCGCUGCUCUGCGGGACCGCCGCUCUCCUGCUGCUCCGCGCCGCCGCCGACACCGUGCACUGCAGCCCCCCCAAGGCCGUGGCCAACGCUGACAUCGACGCCGGGAAUCGCACGGAGCUGAACUCCCGCCUGCGCUACUCCUGCAAGCCCGGGUACAAACGGAAAGCUGGGACCUCCAGCCUCAUCCAGUGCAUCCUCUGGAACGGCUCCGAGCCCCGCUGGACCAACCCCACCCUCCAGUGCAUCCGAGAUCCAGCUCUUUCCAGGGAAACCCCCAGCCCGGCGAGCACGACCCAGAGGGCAGGAACCACCAGUGCCAGCCCCAAUUCCAGCCCCUUUCCAGCUUCCAGUCAGUCCCCUGUGCCACCAGCACCUGAUGGGCCGUCACCAGCUGGAUCCAGGCCACCAGAGAUGGUUCCAACACCGGACACAUCCACGCCGGGAGAGGGGACGACCUCGCUGCCCAUCCCGCCCACGGAUUAUGCUGCAGUUUCCAUCCAGUCCGUGGCCUCUUCUGUUGGACUCCUGGUGCUGCUGGCCAUGGGAAUUGUGGCCGUCUGCUGCUGGAGGAGGAGGAGGAAAUGCACCAGGCGUGGCUACACGGUGACAGAGAGGGACAUUCCCAUGGAGGGAAUUCCCUCUGGGAACGAGGAGGUGGCAUCUCCUGUCAUUGUCCCCACGGGCUGAGCACCCACCCUGGGGACACUGGGCGCACCCACCAUGCCAAGGGAUGCCGGAGGAUGGAAUUCUGGAUGCUUCCCUGAGGGGUGGCAGAGCACACGGAGCAGCUCUUCCUGGCCUGAACAUGGAUGACUCCCAUGGAUGACCCCAAAGGUGGGUGGGUGUCCUGCACUGGGAGCUGGGAUUGGGGGGAAUUGGCCCUGGGGAUGCUGGUGGUGGGAAGGGAGAAGGUUGGGAUGGGGUUUGGGAUGAAGCUGAGCUGCCCUGCCCCAGGUAACUCCCAUUCCCUGCCCAGGAGCAUGGAUAGAGUUGGAUUAGCUGGGUAUCUGUCCCAUCCCUUCCCCAGCUUUGUCCCCAAAUCCCAGAAAAUGGAUGGAGAGGGACCCAGCCAAGCAUUUCCCCACACAUCCUCAUCCUUUUCCUGGUUUUGUCCCAAAUCCCAAGAAUUCGAGUGAGAGAGACCCAGCCAAGCAUUUCCCCACAUCCUCAUCCCUUUGCUGCUCUCUUCCAGCCACUGAGCCAGAGCCAAAGGUGUUGGGACCGUGCCAGCCCCACAGAGCUCAGGGAUCCUCUGGAAGCACUCCCAGCCCCGAUCCCGGCUCUGGA
Messenger RNA from Serinus canaria (Common canary), 1372 nucleotides. RefSeq names its product interleukin 15 receptor subunit alpha (gene IL15RA). Gene Ontology annotation, biological process: interleukin-15-mediated signaling pathway. The record is from RefSeq and is a predicted model, not a curated record. The transcript is spliced from 7 exons. Gene Ontology annotation, cellular component: plasma membrane. NCBI's taxonomy places the organism in Eukaryota, Metazoa, Chordata, Aves, Passeriformes, Fringillidae. Gene Ontology annotation, molecular function: interleukin-15 receptor activity. Bases 68 to 772 code for a protein of 234 amino acids.